AUCACCACAGGGGGGCAGUGUUGUGCAGCGGAAGGACGGGGAUGCAGACAAUGGAUGCGAUUAUACGAGCGCUCUGAAACAAGUAGCGACAGAAUUAAAUAGAUGGAUGGGAUUUAAUGCAAACCGAGUGUUUCAGCAACAGCAGAAUCCGCUUUUUGGCGCAGGUGACUUUAUUCCUAUUUUUGAAAUCAAAUGCAGCGCAUCCUUCCCUGUUGAUCCAGGCCCGCCCAUAAUCCACAGCAUCUCCGGGAAAACUGAAAACAAUCCGUUCAUUAUAAGGGAGGAAGGUGAGUCUGCUGAUAAAGCAGCUAAUAAUAGGACGUGGAUCGUUUUAAUAAUCUGCAUAUCAUAGCCUGUUGUUUCUGAAACGGAUGCUAGAAUAUCCUGAUUGUCCAAUUAGAAGCUCUGCUUGCUGUGAUGGACUUCCCGGGUCAUUUCCAGCACAUUUUUAAACAGCUCAACCAUCAGCGCCUGCACACCCAGCUAUGUGACUGUAUGGUGGUGGUUGGAGGUCAGAGCUUCCAGGCUCAUCGCUCCAUCCUGGCUGCCAGCAGCUCUCACUUCAGGGCUCUCCUUACCUCCAGCGAUGAGGGCUCAGGAGCCCAACAUGUGAUGGAGCUGGAUCCAGAGGUUGUGACGCCAGAGGCCUUCUCUACCCUCCUGGAUAUGAUCUACACCUCCACCCUCACUAUAGGGACCUCCAAUGCAAUGGAUGUGCUCUUGGCUGCUUCCCAUCUCCACCUAAAUGCAGUGGUCAAGGCCUGCAAGUUGCAUUUAUCCAGGAAAAACUUUCCUGCCUCUGCACCGAAAGGCUGGAGGUCUGUGCAGCAAAGUCCAUGCUCUGUGGCGGUAACAGUACCACAGCACCAGGUAACGUCAGCCACAGAUGAGGACUCUGAGAUAGAGGACAUGGGGAUGGAGGUGAGUCAGUCUGGAGAGGAUGACAUCAGAGGCAUGGGGGGAAGUGAGCAACUAACAGCUCCAUCUUUGAGACAAAAACGAAAGUUACAUGAGGAGAUACUGUGUGAAAAGAGGAGGAUUUUCAGCUACAAGGAGUGUUCACCCACUGUGACCAGGAGCACAGAGGAAGGAGGAGAUGAUCUGUCAUCAUCAGGCUGCCUGAAGUCUACUGACAGGCUGUGGGACAACCUAGGUGAUGAAGACGAGGAGGAAGAGAAAUACGAGGCAGCCAAGGGGGAGUCUGAUGAAAUCCAGCUGCCCACUCAGUCAGACAGCAGCACAGCUGGAGAGUGGAAAAUGGCUGAAGAUAAAGGUGGCGACGCUGUGGUCAAAGUUCAAGCUGGAGAAGAGGAGCGGGAUGAACAAAAAAUAGUGAUUGAGCUGAAAAAGGAAAAUAUAAGUUCAUUUUCCAACGAUUUUGAUGCAGGUCCAAACAAAUCUCCCCCGUCACUCUUGGAGGCACAGAUCGGAGAUGAAAAAAUGCCCGAGGCAGAAGCCGGCGGUGGGACGUUACCAUCUCAGGUGUGCGCAGAUGUUCACACGGAUAUGCUGACUGGGAGCGGAGAGCUGGGUGGGGACACAGUGGAAGGGGAAGGCUUGGAGAGCUUCUCCGAACUCGCCUUCUCCUGCUUUCUCAAUCCUAGUUCUGAAAGUGUAAUGGGAGCUUUAGGAGAAGAAGAUAGUCUGGCUAGUCUGACAGCUGCUGCGACUGCCGCCGCUGCCGCCAGCGACACGCCUACAGCCCCCGAAGGUGCAAAUGCACAGAGUCAAAGGUUGGCAGAAGCAAACGCUUCCUCAAUCCAGCCCUCGGAUUCUUCAUCACCUCUUGUUUUUCCUGUAGCCCCCGUCUCCUUGCAGCAGAUUCUCCCAACUCAAAGCUCCGGAUUCAGUGACACAAUCAUCCUACAACCCAAUCAGAACUCCUUGACAGGGUUUCUGAGCAGCAUCAGUCCAAGUCUCAGUCUGGACACCUCCCAUGUCCAACCAUCAAGGGCCGGGAAAAGCUCUGGAGCUCCGAUUUUCCGUCGCAUUGCCCCAAAAGUAGCUCCCGGAUCAGAAUCUUCCACAGAUGCUCCCUCCGCAUCAGCAGGUGAUGCUUCAGAGAGGCCAAGUCUGACGAGAGCUUCGGAAGACGUCCUGUCCAAGUGUAAGAAAGCGGCCGCCGAGGACCACGUGCUGCUGGUGGAAGGGGAGAAGAAAUACGCUUGCAAGAUCUGCUGCAAGACCUUCAUGAAUCUGACAGACUGUAAGAAGCACAUCCGCGUCCACACCGGGGAGAAGCCCUAUCCAUGUCCGAAGUGCGGCAAACGCUUCAGCCAGUCCUCCCACCUCUAUAAGCACUCAAAGAACACCUGCAUGAACUGGAAAGAUGAUCAGUCUUUCCCAGACUCUCUGCUCUAACUUGCACUAAAGACACCAUCUGAUGGAAAUUGAAUAUUUAUCCUUCAUGAAACUCUUAAUUUUUAGCUAAUAUGAAGUGAACAAAAAUCAUGCUUUUUUUUGUUUUCCUGUUCAAUAUUCAGCAAUGAUUUCCUGUUAUUGGCCUAAUGUGAAAGAUUAUAAAAAUUAUCA
Molecule: messenger RNA, 2532 nt
Organism: Cyprinodon variegatus (sheepshead minnow)
Lineage: Eukaryota; Metazoa; Chordata; Actinopteri; Cyprinodontiformes; Cyprinodontidae
Product: zinc finger and BTB domain-containing protein 5-like
Exons: 1
Coding region: 418-2361 (647 amino acids)
Biological process (GO): regulation of transcription by RNA polymerase II
Cellular component (GO): nucleus
Molecular function (GO): RNA polymerase II cis-regulatory region sequence-specific DNA binding; protein binding; DNA-binding transcription factor activity, RNA polymerase II-specific
Source: RefSeq, a predicted model, not a curated record